AANAUAUGAACGGCUCACCCGAUGAUGAACUACUUCCCCCUCUUGCUAGAAGAUUGGACGGCAAGGUGGCCCUCAUAACCGGGGGCGCCAGUGGUUUCGGCGAGAGCACCGCCCGACUCUUCGCCCGCCACGGCGCUCGCGUCGUCAUCGCCGACAUCCAAGACGACAAGGGCCUUUCCCUCUGCCGCGAGCUUUCGGGCCGGGCCUCUUACGUCCACUGCGACGUCACUAAUGAGUCGGACGUGCGCACGGCCGUCGACCUCGCCGUCUCGGCCCACGGCGCCCUCGACGUGAUGUUCAACAACGCCGGCAUCCCCGGGAAGCUCGACUUCGCCAUCUCGGAGGCCGACGGGGAGAACUUCCGGCGCGUGAUGGAGGCCAACGCUUACGGGGCGUUCCUUGGGACGAAGCACGCGGCUCGGGUGAUGGUCCCCGCGCGGAAGGGCGUGGUGCUGUACACGUCGAGCGUGGCGUCGGUGACGGCGGGGGAGUCGCCGCACGCGUACGAGGCGUCGAAGCACGCGGUGGUGGGGCUGAUGAGGAGCGCGUGCGUGGAGCUCGGGAGGUAUGGGGUGCGGGCCAACUGCAUAUCCCCGUGCGCGGUGGCCACGCCGCUGCUGACGGGGGCGAUGGGGGUGGGGAGUGGGGUUGUGGAUGGGAUUAUAGGGGCGUCGGCAACGUUGAAGGGAGUUGUGCCGACUGCGGAGGACGUGGCGGAGGCUGCGCUGUAUUUGGCUGGGGAUGGGGCGAGGUUCGUGAGCGGGGUGAACUUGGUGGUGGACGGAGGGUAUAGUAUUACUAAUGGGAGCUAUAGCCGGGCGAUUGAGAGCGUGUUUGGGUCGCCGCCGUCCUCGUGACCGAUGUUGUUGAGUGAAUGAAUUAUGCGUGAUUUAAUUAGUACUGGUAAUUGGGAAAUAUAAGUUGAUUGGGAUUGAGUUUUUCUGUAUUUCUUUUUCAAAUGGUGAUUUAGUAUUGUCAGCAAACUCAGCACUAAAUAAGUACUAGUACGUAGCGCGUGCGAUGCACGAGACAUAAGUAUUAAAUGAGUUAUUUUCACAUAGCUUGUUCGUUAACUAGCUCGUGCGAUUCACGGGAGAUAUUAAAUGAGUGGACCAUAGGGCUUGUCCGUUCAGGCCUAAAAAAUAAUAGAGUUUGAUCAUCUAUUUUUUUACAUCUUUUCAUCAACGUCAUUUUUUUUGUCGAAACAUUAAACCUGAGUCUGGUAGCGGUAGCCCGUAAAUUAUCUAAUAUAUUAUCUCGCUCACAUGUUUAUAAUAAUAUAAAUUUGAUUUCAUUAUAUAUAUUUAUUCCUUGAUA
Messenger RNA from Striga asiatica, 1317 nucleotides. Lineage: Eukaryota; Viridiplantae; Streptophyta; Magnoliopsida; Lamiales; Orobanchaceae. The record is from the annotation of a GenBank genome assembly.